GGCUGUUUCCUGGUCUCGCAGAAAGAGGCAGUGCUGAGUUAGGAAGACAAAAAUAGACCUUUACAGAGAAAUAUAGGGAUUGUGUGCGCGGUGGGGAGGGAGAGCGGAGAGCGGCACCCGGCUGGUUUCCAGGAGGAGCCCUUUUCUCCCUCUCGUUGCAUGUUAGGCAUUUUUGCACAGCUCUCUCCCCCCACCCCCUCCCCGCCGGGGCAGGGUUACCUCUGCCGCCUGCUCUCCGCAUCUCUGGUGGGGAGCGAGGCAGCCAACUCCGCUGCGAUCGGAAAGCGGCCAGAGACCAUUUUAUGCGAGCGAGCCGGGUGGGAAGAAGCGGAGAGAAGCCGUCGCAGGGACACACACGGAUAUAAAGACUUGUCUUCUGCCUCUCCCCCACUCCCUCCCCCUUGUAAAUACUAAAUCUGAGAAGGCAGCGAUUUGACAUCCACCCUGAGCAGCGGCUAUGGGGUGUUUGGGCAACAGCAAAACGGAGGAUCAGCGUAUCGAUGAGAAAGCGCAGCGAGAAGCCAACAAAAAAAUAGAGAAGCAGUUGCAGAAAGAGAGGCUGGCUUAUAAAGCGACACACCGCUUGCUGCUGCUGGGGGCUGGUGAGUCAGGAAAAAGCACUAUUGUGAAACAAAUGCGAAUCCUACAUGUCAAUGGAUUUAAUUCAGAAGAAAAGAAACAGAAAAUACUGGAUAUUCGGAAAAACGUUAAAGAUGCGAUUGUGACUAUAGUUUCAGCUAUGAGCACUUUAAUACCCCCAGUUCCAUUGGCCAACCCAGAAAACCAAUUUCGAAUGGACUACAUCAAGAGUAUAGCUCCUCUUUCUGACUUUGACUAUACGCAGGAGUUCUUUGAACAUGCAAAAAAGCUCUGGGAUGAUGAAGGUGUAAAGGCGUGCUUCGAGAGGUCAAACGAAUAUCAACUGAUUGACUGUGCACAGUACUUUUUAGAAAGAAUUGACAGUGUCAGCAUGGAUGACUACACACCUACAGAUCAGGACCUAUUAAGAUGCAGAGUGUUGACAUCAGGGAUUUUUGAAACAAGAUUUCAAGUAGAUAAAGUAAAUUUCCACAUGUUUGAUGUAGGUGGCCAGAGAGACGAGAGAAGAAAAUGGAUCCAAUGCUUUAAUGAUGUCACAGCUAUCAUCUUCGUUGUGGCUUGCAGCAGCUACAACAUGGUAAUAAGGGAAGACAAUAACACAAACAGACUACGGGAAUCCCUGGACCUUUUCAAAAGUAUCUGGAAUAAUAGGUGGUUACGGACCAUUUCUAUCAUUUUAUUCUUGAAUAAACAGGACAUGCUGGCUGAAAAAGUCUUAGCAGGGAAAUCAAAAAUUGAGGAUUACUUUCCUGAAUACGCGCAUUAUACUGUCCCUGAGGAUGCAACACCAGAUGCAGGAGAAGACCCCAAAGUCACAAGAGCCAAGUUCUUCAUCCGGGAUGAGUUUUUAAGGAUAAGUACGGCGAGCGGAGACGGGCGGCAUUACUGCUACCCACACUUCACAUGUGCCGUGGACACAGAGAACAUCCGCAGAGUGUUCAACGACUGUCGAGACAUCAUCCAGAGGAUGCACCUCCGCCAGUACGAACUCUUGUGAGGGGGAUCACCGUGGAACCUGUGGUUUUAAAUUCUUUGCUCCUUACUCUUUCUCUUGAUGCUACCCCACACAGGGUGGAAGAAUAUACUAUAGAAAUGUCAGUCUCUUCACUUUGUUUACUUUUGUUUAACCUUAAAGCUGAUUUGAAGCAAGUUUGGGUUAUUUUCCCUUCAUGCUUUUUGGGACUAUUUUUGUGCUUUAUUUUGACAUGCCACUUCUUCGUCAUUCCACUAAGCCCUUUGGCUACCUCUGUUCCCUUAGGUUUUGUUUUUUCUGAAACUGAACGUGACCUGCUAAAUUUUUUCCAGCGGGUUAACCUCAGUUCAGACCGGUAUGUCAGCUGGAUGACACUGAAGUCAUACCUAUCCCUCUGUGUGGGUUUCCUUUUUAACAUGACAUUGAAGAGUACUUGAUGGGUGAAAAAAAGAUUAAUGCACUUUGUAUCAGGUUAUUAAAUACUGUUGAGGAAGUAGACACACAAUGUAGCAGCACCACAAUAUUUAUUACUCUGUCACAGUUUUUAGCAUUUCUGAGUUGCAGGUCAACUGAUAAAGUGACCUCCUCUUUUAAGCCGUUACUGGCACAGGAAGUAGAGUAGAUAAUGAGAGGAACAGUGAAGACAAAGCAAUUUUUCUGGGGUUUUGGAGCUAAGUGUCUCUGCACACCUCAGGCAUUUGAAUUACAGCUACUUUUCAGCCUGUUGCAUCUGGGCAGAAAAUUUACCACCCUCACUUAUGUUAUUUGUGCUGUCCACAAAUGAUCCCUUUAGUUCCGAUCAUUCUUGGACAACAGUCCUCUCCCUAUAUAUAUUUUUUUGUUUUACUGCUGGUUUAUUAUAUUGUACAGACUGUAAAAUGUAAUAUUAUUUUGUACAACUUUAUUGAAGAAAAAUACUUGUAGAAGAUCUUUGUGCCUUGAUUAUGGCUGUACCUGUAAAAUGAGCUAAGAUGUAAGUAUGUUUUUGAUUGCGCUGUACAGCUUGAUGUCAACCUUACCUGCAGCAGUGACUGGAGGUAAGAACUUUAUCUGUAGAGUUUAGGGGUUUUUUUCUGGUUUAUAUAAAAAUGCUCUUUAGUAUAAAAAUUAUAAAUUAUGCAAAUUAACCACUUACCUUUCCAAGUAAGGUAUUACAGUCACCGGAUGUUGCAGCAAACAUGCCUUUCUCUUUUGAAGUCUCAGCUUUAAAACAUUGGAAUUCAUUCGAGUGUCCAAAUUGCAACCUGGUGUUGUUUUAAU
Ficedula albicollis (Collared flycatcher) is the source of this 2833-nucleotide messenger RNA. RefSeq names its product G protein subunit alpha L (gene GNAL). Gene Ontology annotation, biological process: adenylate cyclase-modulating G protein-coupled receptor signaling pathway. Bases 458 to 1597 code for a protein of 379 amino acids. Gene Ontology annotation, molecular function: GTPase activity; GTP binding; G protein-coupled receptor binding. Lineage: Eukaryota; Metazoa; Chordata; Aves; Passeriformes; Muscicapidae. The transcript has 12 exons. Gene Ontology annotation, cellular component: heterotrimeric G-protein complex. The record is from RefSeq and is a predicted model, not a curated record.